AUGGUAAAAGAAGAUGCUGGAGCAGUUUUGGAAUACUUUCAGAAAAAGAAGGAAGAAAAUUCAUCGUUUUUCUAUUCAAUGCAACUUGAUGUGGACGAUAUGAUCACUAAUAUCUUCUGGGCUGAUGAUCGGUCUAUAAGUGAUUACAAUCUCUUUGGAGAUGUUGUUUGCUUUGACACAACUUAUAAGAACAAUGAUUAUGAUAGACCGUUUGCUCCAUUUGUCGGGGUUAAUCAUCAUAAACAGACUGUUGUGUUCGGAGCUGCUCUCUUAUAUGAUGAAACCACUGAGUCUUUUAAGUGGCUUUUUGAGACUUUUCUUGGAGCAAUGUCUGGGAAACAACCAAGAACAAUUCUCACAGACCAGUCUGCAGCAAUGGUGAAUGCAAUAGUGAAGGUGUUUCCAGAAACAAAACAUAGGUUAUAUGUCUGGCAUAUUUACGUAAAUGCUGCAAAGAAUUUGAGUCGUGUGUUUCACGGACCUGACCAGUUUGCCAAGGAUUUUGGAAAGUGUGUAUAUGACCAUGAGGAAGAAGAAGACUGGUUAUUGGCGUGGGGUGAUAUGCUCAACAAGCAUAAAUUGGCAGAUAAUAAAUUGCUGAAGAAUUUUUUUGAGGUGAGAGAAAAAUGGGCAAUGGUAUAUGGUCGUCAUACUUUUACAGCUGAUAUGGUGAGCACACAGCAUAGCGAAAGUAUGAAUAGUAUUUUGAAAAGAUACUUGAAGUCCAGUUUUGACUUGUUGACCUUUUUUAAACACUAUGAGAGAGUGUUGGAUGAUAGGCGAUAUAAAGAAUUAGUUGCUGACUUCGGUAUGAUGCAUACUUCGCCAGUAUUAGUUGCCUCUGUAGAGAUGUUGCAGCAUGCAGAAGAAGUGUACACACCAGAAGUGUUUACCUUAUUCCAAAAGGAAUACACGGUCAUCGGGGAUUAUGUUGCAAAAAAGACCAAACUGACAUUGUGUGCUGAUGAAGAUGCGGUUGAGUUGCUUAAAAAACUGGAGGAAAAGAAAAAGGAACUUGUGAGAGCUAAUAAAUGGAUGCCUCAUGGUUCAGAGGAUAAACUUGUGGAGGAAGAAGAAGACGAAGACGUUCAAAAUGAUUUCGACAAGAAUUAUGGCGAUGGUUCAUCGAAGGACUUCGACAAGAAUUAUAACGAUGAUUCAUAG
Messenger RNA from Brassica rapa (field mustard), 1164 nucleotides. Its product is annotated as protein FAR1-RELATED SEQUENCE 5-like. The record is from RefSeq and is a predicted model, not a curated record. Gene Ontology annotation, biological process: regulation of DNA-templated transcription. Lineage: Eukaryota; Viridiplantae; Streptophyta; Magnoliopsida; Brassicales; Brassicaceae.